AUGGAAUGCCAAAACCAGACAGAAGCAGGCUCUCAGCAACAGGAGAAGCCUCUCUUAAUAACUUCGUCGUUGCUCGGCCUCCCUCCUUACGUGCUUGAUCCCCAAGACCUCCCAAAUUCAUUCGAUCCGUUUCCUGGAAAGGUUGGCAGCCAAUUUCGGCAAGUCGACGAAGACACGCUGGUCAAAUAUGGGCCCAAGGUCUCCCUAGCCGAAGCCGAAGCCAUGGACUAUAUUUCCCGUCAUACCAGUAUUAAAUGCCCAAAAGUCCUUGGCGCUUAUGUACUCGACGGGAGAGGUCAUAUCAUCAUGUCUUUCGAGCAUGGUAAAUCCUUAGAUGAAUUCUGGGAAAACGCCUCUGAGAAAGAGAGAGAAGUGGUGAUUGAGCAAAUGCAGCGCUAUAUGAGCGAGAUGCGUAACAUUAAAGGCGACUAUGUUGGUGGAUUUAAUCGUAGCCCUUGCGUGGCGGGCGAGUUUCAGUGGGAUUUUUAUCAUAGCGACCACAAGUACGGCCCUUAUCCUGACGAAUUUGGAUUUAACGAAGGGGUCGUGGAAGCUUUGUCGCGAGCUAGUCCUGGACCUCAUAGUACGGACCCCGAAUCACGGGAAUAUAAUGUAAGAUAUGCGACUCGACAACUAGUACACUCUCUCCGCAACCACGAGAUUGUAUUCACUCAUGGAGAUCUGAAUAUCGGGAAUAUACUCGUACAGGAUGACAUGACGGUGGUUAUCUUGGAUUGGUAUACAGCAGGGUUCUACCCGGCCUACUGGGAGUGGUAUAAAGCAACCUGGCACGGCGUAUUUCAGCCAAGUUUCAUACGACAGAUAGAACGGUUUAUUCCACCAUAUUGGAUUGAAGCCAAUAUCAUGAACCAGAUAUUCAAUAAGAUUCUCGGAUAG
This is a messenger RNA of Daldinia childiae, 897 nucleotides long. RefSeq lists its product as uncharacterized. The coding region runs from base 1 to 897 and encodes 298 amino acids. NCBI's taxonomy places the organism in Eukaryota, Fungi, Ascomycota, Sordariomycetes, Xylariales, Hypoxylaceae. The transcript has a single exon. The record is from RefSeq and is a predicted model, not a curated record.